Molecule: messenger RNA, 366 nt
Organism: Phytophthora sojae
Lineage: Eukaryota; Oomycota; Peronosporomycetes; Peronosporales; Peronosporaceae
Exons: 1
Coding region: 1-366 (121 amino acids)
Source: RefSeq, a predicted model, not a curated record
AUGCUGCAGUCGUUGCCUCCGCCCCUACUCGCGUCCAUCCUCCAGUAUGCCAUCAAGGACCUGCAGCCAGACCUGGGCCCUCACAAGCGGGUGCUCCCCAUGAAGCGUCUGCAAGAGCUGGCGCUGGUGUGCAAAGCCACCCACGCCCUCAUCGCCCCCAUGGCGGAAACCCUUCAAGAUGGAAUAUUUUAUCAAGGUCUGGAGGAUUUCGCGGGUCCUGAAGACGUAGAGGAAGUCCUAGAAGAAAUAAAAGAAUACGGAGCUCCAGUGCGUGACUUCCGACUGCGGUUGGGUCCGUACGAGCCAAGUCGCGGGCCGCACGACCCGAGAAACUUUGAUUUCAGCGACCCUGAGCCCCAGAGUUAG